Portunus trituberculatus (swimming crab) is the source of this 6189-nucleotide messenger RNA. RefSeq lists its product as uncharacterized. The record is from RefSeq and is a predicted model, not a curated record. Gene Ontology annotation, biological process: actin filament bundle assembly. Gene Ontology annotation, cellular component: cytoplasm. Gene Ontology annotation, molecular function: actin filament binding. Lineage: Eukaryota; Metazoa; Arthropoda; Malacostraca; Decapoda; Portunidae.
AGCCGAGAUGGAGCCCUCCCUUUGCUCCCGCCCGCCAUGGCUGCUCCCUCUGCAUUAGACACUCUGUGGGAUCUGUUUUAACCAAGAAUAUUAUUGAAAGGAUGCAGUGACUCGCGAGUAUGGACAGUGACAUGUUCGUGACGUGUUUGUGUUGUGAUGACCUUGGAUGUGCCCCAGUGCCCUGAUAACCUCAUGACAUGUGACCUGAACGUGUGUGUAUGUGUGUGUGCGUGUGUGCUUGGAUUGGUAUUUACUUUGCAAGGUUCAACAGUAGUGAGGGAGUGAAGGAGCAUCAGGUACACUCCAAGACAGUAAUAGUGCCGUAGAUAUCAUCCUUGCCUCCGUGAUUUACCUGUCAGUGUCACGUGGUUUCGCUUCAGUGGAUAUUCUGAGUUGCUCCUCCUCUAUGUGUGCCGCGGUGUGGUGAGACGCAAAGUUGCCUGUAAUGUGCUUUUGGUCAAGGCCGAGGACGACAAGCAGAGCGUGACUCUUCGGCGACGCUGGUCCGAGGCUGAAGGAAGGUGCAUGGAGGAGCUGUACGUGAGCCUGACGCAGCCCACAGUGCCGAGAUGGUGUACGGCGGUGCGUACUCGACCUCCCCGGCAGACACCGGUGGUGGUUACUUUCUGCACAUCAUGGGCUUCGGCAAAGGUAUCGGAAACGGCGACUCCAUGGGCAAAAUGACACCAAAGCGCAUCCUCACGCCCUUCACGCCGCCUCUCAAGCUGCUGGACUUGUCUGGCUCCUGGUACCAAGACCUCACCGGGAAGAACUCUCACUGGGUUGGCAGACAGCAGGUGUCAAGCCCGAGGUAUGUGACGCGUCGCUCUGUCACCCAUAAGGUGUUCCUGCCGGACCGUAAUGGAGGCAGGAAGACGCCGACGAUCGGCAGCCCAAGACUCAGGCCUGGGGCAAGACAGCCUCUCCACAGCCCUCAGCUCCGCAAGGGCUCAGGGAGGGAGAGCCCCUGGGCACCACCACUAAGCCCUCUCGUGCAUUUAAAGUCUGGUGUUGACAGUCCUCGCCUGUCUGGCCGAGUCCAGAAGACUCCGCGGCGACCAAAGAAGAGCGUCCACUGGAAAACUAACAUUGCAACCUGGAUCCAAAUGAACGCCAAGCCCUCCAGCGUGUCCUUCUCGGAGACUUCCACGUACAAUGGUGACUGGGGCGGAAAUGACAGGCACAGCAACGAGGGAAGCAGCGACACGAGCGAUGACGACGGGACAAUGAGGUUCAACACGGCUGGGAAGAGCGAGUGUUGCGGUGUCUCUACAGGUAAAGAGGACGAUUCGUCAGACUUUGAGUACACCAACUUCUCUGAGGUGAACGGAACGAGUAAGAAGUUUUAUUUUGGCUGUGUCCACAGCAAAGACGCGUCACGCUCCGGCACCCUGGAGGCUAUGGGCGUGUCAAGCUUUCCGACCCUCAAGAAGCCGCCGCCGCAAUCUUCUGGCCACAAUUCGUUCUCUGAGGACAACGAGUCUCACCAUUACAGUGAACUCCAGUGUUCGUGCUCCUCGUCCACGCACACUUACGAGGACGUGAGUGACAGCGAGGAGCAGAGCAGCAGCGAAUGUGAGUGGCGGCACAGGUGCUGCAGUGAGAGCAGCCUGUCCAGCAUCCACACCUACUGCGAGAUCGGGGAGGUCAAUCGGGGGUCAAAGCCAGAAGUCCUCGCCUCGCUGCUGCGAAACGACCGCCACCUGGACCUCCUCAAGUCCACGUUGGUCCACUUGUUGCCCAAAGACGACAUUAUCUCCACGACCCUCCUGGCGUGUCGUCUCGGAGACCUGGAGUACCUUCAAGACUUGAACAAGCAGGGGCAUCUUGACAUAGGUGCCCACGACCUGCAGGGUGCGUCCUGCCUCCAUUAUGCCGCUCGAGGAGGACACAACCACAUCCUGCAGUAUCUGCUGGAAAACGGUAGACAGAGAGGUGUAGUGCGAUGUAACGUUGGGGCGACGCCCCUGCAUGACGCCGCCGCCCUGGGCCACCUGGACACCCUCAAGUACCUCAACAAACACUCCAGAGACGCCCUCGCCUUCACUGACCAGGAUGGCGCCACCGUCCUGCACGUCGCUGCCAGGUACGGCCGCCUGAACGUGCUGCGCUGGCUGCUGCUGGACGCCGGGAUGCCUGGUGUGGACCGGACGCAGGGCGGAGCGUUGGCCCUGCACUAUGCCGCCGCCCGGGGCUGCCUCGAGUGUGUCAAGCUGCUGGUGGAGACCUCGCCAGACUUCAGUGCCAACGCCCAGAUGGACAACGCCGUCACCCCGGUGUACCUGGCGGCGCAGGAGGGCCACUUGGAGGUGCUGCAGUACCUGGUGGACUCUGCCGGUGGACGCCUCGACCUGCGGGCCAAGGACGGCAUGGCGCCCAUCCACGCCGCGGCUCAGAUGGGCUGCCUCAACUGUCUCAAGUGGAUGGUGACCGAACAAGGCGUGGACGUGGGUCUUAGAGACGAGGACGGCGCCACACCCCUCCACUUCGCAGCCUCCCGCGGCCACACCGACACAGUUCGCUGGCUCCUUCGUCACGGGGCGGCCAUCGUUCUAGACAACUUUGGAAAGAGUCCCAUCAACGACGCUGCUGAUAACGACCAUAUGGAGGCACUACAGCUCCUGGUGCAGCACGGUGCCACGCCUGACUACGCCACUGACUCAGACUCUGCGGAUUCUGGCUCACACCACCACCGCUGCUCUUGCCACCAGGGUCUGUGUGGCGCCAGCAAGGACUCGGAAUGUUCCACCAGCGGCUCGGAAUCCUGCAACUCUUCCUGUGAGAGCGACUGUCACUUGUCAGGCCACAGCUCGGACUCCGGCGUGCACCAGGAGCCUUUUUACCUGCACCCACCGAGCACCGCCACGCCGCCAGACCCACCCGCCAGCGCCCCGGAGCAAGGGAAGCAGGAGAAGAAGAGCAGUUUCUUCCUGAACCCGCUGAGUGAUCUAAAGGAAGCCUCGGAAAAGUACAACAAAAGCAAAGCCGAGGCUGGGAAGGACGGGGAUAAGAAAUCGAAAAAACCGUUCUUCCUUCACAAACCGGAAGCCGUGUCCUACCACCGCGUCCAGGAGCUUUUCGUGGGUAAGAGUUCCAAGAGCGAAGGGAAAGGAAAGAAGAGCAAGAGCGCCAAAGAAAACGGAGCCAAGGACGCCAAGAAAAACGGAAAGGUCGAGCAAGAACAGGAACUCGCAGUGAUCGAGAGUGGAAGUCAAGGCAGUGCAGAAAACGGGAAGACGCACACUGGAGAGAAGAAAGGAAGGGUAGACUAUGAAGGAAGGAAGCUACCCAAGAUUCCAAGCGCCUCCUCGUCACCAUCGUUCCCCUCCUCCUCCUCUCCGUCACACUCUUCGUCUUCUCGAGCCAUACACUCCACGAUGAAAGUGAAGGCAGACAUCCACAGCAGUGAUGACGCAGCCUCCACCUCGAGCUCCUCUUCCCACGACCACCACUACGAGGACAUCAACCCAACACACCUGCCUGAGGGACGCGCCAGGGACUCCUCAACCCUUCGACGCUCCAGAUCCAAGCAGGACGCGGUAGACGAAGAUGAUGAGGCGACCAGACAGAGGCAGCGGCUUCAGGGUCUUGACGAUCUGAUUGCUGGUGUCCCCCCGCCGGACUACGACCGGGGGGCGCCACUGAGCGACGAAUCAGCCCGACCUGACGUCUGUAACAGUGGCUCGCAGGGGGACAUUCCUCCGCCGGCUGAGUUUGGGGACGACAAUGAUAAAGAGGAACAAGCAACAGGCCGCCAGAGACUCCAGUCAACACUGUCUAUGCCGCCCACUUCCACCCACGUCCACGGCCGCACUCCAGUCUCCCGCACCAACUCAGAGCCUCCACCGCCGCCGCCACCACCCAUGCCAGACACAGCAACCUCUCCCAGGCACUCCCCCAGCUCCUCACACAGGUCGGCUGAGGAGACUAAUGGGAGCUCACCCUCUUCCUCCAAGCCUCCCUCCCCCAGGUCUGCUCACAGCUCGGUAGAUGAGAGGGAGGAGGAGGACCACGUUGAUGAGGGCCUUGGCGGCAGCCCUUCUUCCUUCGUCAGGAGGAAUUCACAGAGAAGCUUGAAUGGAGAGCGCCCCACAUCACUUCCCCUGGACAUGGCUGAGCACUACGGCAAGAUCCUGGCUGAUGGGAGGGAGAGAGACGUUGCUGCUUCCAACGAGGAGCUGAGCCACUCCCCGCAGCUCAACAAGUCUCACCUCAUGCACGGGAAGACUCUGCCGUUCAUUCCCCCGAAGUUCCCCACACAGCCUUCAGACUCCGGCCUCAUCAAGCCCUCAGAGUACCUGCGGUCACUCGGGGAAAGCACCAUUGCACGCUCACCAAGUGGGGAGGCAAAGGCGGGCCAUGGAUCACACCACACUGGCACCCUACACCAAAAUGGUACUUCACACCACAAUGGCACAGCGCAUCACAAUGGCACAUCACAUUACAGUGGCAUAACACCUCUCUCUGCCAUGACACACCACACAGACACAGAACACCACAAUGGAGGGACAUACCACACCAGUACAGAGGAAGCUGACACACAUGAUGGCAGUAACGGCUUGGCUUCUGUUAUCCCUCCACCACUCCCUGCCAUCCCAGAGUCAAGCGAGGAAGACCCAGCCACUAAGGAUAUUGGAAAUGGUGCUCCUCCUCCUCCUCCUGCUCCUCCUGCUCCCCCCACUUCCUCCUUCAACACCUUGUCCAGCACACGCACCAACACACUCAACACCAACCACAGCAACAACAACACACUCUCACACUCCAAUAACAAGACAGUGCUGCCCACCAUCAGCGUGACAGACCUGCAGAGUGUUCAGCUGAGGAAGACUGAGGUCAAGAGUGUGAAGCCCACCUCCAUUGGCCUCAAGCUGCCUGUGUCACCGCCAGAGCCGCUGAUCAACUCUGUCAAGAAUGAUGUCAUUGCUGAGUUGAAGAUGGGAGUUGACAUCCCCGGCAUCAAGAAGCUGAAGUCUGAGCGAGCCAAGGAGGAGGAGAUCCACAUCAAGCAGGAGAAGGAGGAGCUUUCACGACAGUUCUCCGCCAGUAAAUUUGUGGACCAGGUGCCCGACACAGACCCAUCUGGAAACCGCAUCCCAGACUGGAAGAGACAGAUGCUGGCGAGGAAGGCAGCUGAGCGUGCCAAGAAGGAGGCAGAGGAGCAGCGGCUACAGGAGGCGGAGGAGAAGAGGCUUCAGUCCAUCCCCCCCUGGAAGCGACAACUUAUGAUGCGACGGGAAGAUGAUGCACGCCGAGCUCCAUUGUAUGUGCCCAAGGUGGAGGAGGUGAAGCGGAUCAAGGUCACCCAUCGGGCACCAGGACUCCCCACAGCACUCCGAGAGAAGCCAGAGAAGGAGACCACCACAGGAGGGAGCAACAGAGUCACCACCACCAUCACCACCUCCACCUCCUCCUCCUCCUCCUCCACCCACACUAGGAGCCCCAUCGACACCAGACAAGAGGAGGAAGAGGAGCCGCCCAACCCCUGGCGCACUAAUCUUAGAAAAACUAAUAGUAAAUUGAAUCUACAUGAGUGAGCUUGAGUGUCCGUCUGUCCUCCCUUCCUCUUCCUUCUUCCGUCCUUGAAAAUUUAAAUAGCUUUGUUUUUAUGAGUUAGUGCUGCAGUAUAUAUGGCAUUUGUUCUCCCCCUUUCAUUUAUUUAAGUCAUGUUAUAUAUAUAUAUUCCAUUCUUGUAGCACAGACUAUGUAUAUUUUGUAAUAGACUAACUUUCCCAUGUGUAUCUUAUCCUUGACCUAAUUUUAAGGAUCUGAGUCAUUAUGUCAUAUUUAAAUAAAAGAGUAUUAAUAACCAGCUUGUAAAGGAAGACUGUAUUUAUGUACAUAGAUAAUUAUAUAUGUGUAUUCUCUGUAAAUAACGUGUAUGUAUUGCAUGUGCAUUAGCUCUAUGUAUACAUCUAAUAUUAACCAUGCAGACUGGCUGAUUCACUGUGCCAUGUUUAGAGGUGGUGUCCAGGAUGUCACGCAGCAUUACAAGAGUGCUGUGCUUCCCCUCUGCUUCAGGCCGGCCAGCAGGACACACCCACCCUGCCUGCCAAAGCCCUGCCCCUCACUCCCUUCUACACUGGCUUCUCCCUCUAUAUUUUUUUAACUGUCAUCAUAACCACAGGGACUAUAGCAUCAAGUAUACUAUGUCCAGGCCGCAUGGAGCUUCAGAUUAAAUAUUUUUCACUA